This is a messenger RNA of Paralichthys olivaceus (Japanese flounder), 1820 nucleotides long. RefSeq names its product SEC22 homolog C, vesicle trafficking protein (gene sec22c). Gene Ontology annotation, biological process: endoplasmic reticulum to Golgi vesicle-mediated transport. The record is from RefSeq and is a predicted model, not a curated record. NCBI's taxonomy places the organism in Eukaryota, Metazoa, Chordata, Actinopteri, Pleuronectiformes, Paralichthyidae. Gene Ontology annotation, cellular component: membrane.
GUGACCAGGAAGCAAAUAGCACGUUAGCUCGUUUGCUAUUAUUAUUUUUUUGUUAUUUAAAUUCCAUACCCGGUUCUUCAGUUUCUCAGUAUUAAUCGCAGUUAAUAUAAAGUAUAAGUUUGAAGUUGUGGCUGACUUCCUGCUGUCGGAGUAUUUUUUUGGGAUAUGAUGCUAGUUAGCUAAGCUAUAGUAGCUAAGUAACAAGGUGCAGCAUGAAAGCCAUGAUAAUGAGGCAUUGUGUUCUUCAUGGACCCAGUGGAUCAUGUCUCUGAUCCUGUUCGCCUUCGUGGUUCGUGUCAGGGAUGGACUCCCCCUGUCGGCCUCCACAGACUUUGAACACAACCGAGAGCUCCAGGAGAGGAAGCAGCAGCUCAGGACCAUCAGCAAAGUGCUGGGACGCUUCCCUGACAGAGGCUCCGUCAAGGGCCAGGAGCUCAACAUAUUCUUCAUCUCUUCAGAGGGUGUAUCCUACAUGACUGUGUGCCACUGCAGCCUCCCUGUUGCUAAGGCCUUCUGCUUCCUGGAAGAUCUGCGCUGGGAGUUCACAGCAUGCUUCAAAAGCACUGUUGUUGCCUUGGCAGCCAGGCCAUAUCCAUUUUUGGAAUUUGACGGCACCAUUCAGAAGCUGAAGCAGCAGUACAACCAGAGUGGUGGUCCAGCCCUCGAGGUGACGCUGGCAGAAGUCCAGGAGGAUUUGAGGAUCCAUCCACUACAAGUAAUUAACUUGGAUGAGGUGGAGCUCACCAACGGCAUCGCAAAUGGGCAUAUGGAGCAAGGACCUGGAUCUGGUCAGAAUGUGAGACUCCAACCAGUGACAGCUCCAGGCAUCCUGUCUCUGGUCCUGAACAUCGUGUGUGCGUCGUUGAACGUAAUUCGUGGUGUGCACCUCAUCGAGUACACGUUCCAGGAUGACUAUGAAGGUGUAUGGAAUGUUGUGGCAUUUCUUUUGGCGUUUGUCUGCUGUGUGUUUCAGUGCCACCUCUACCUGUUCCAUUCAUCCCUGAAGAAACUGAAGUCCUUCACUCUGUUGAGCGUGGUCGUCCUAUGCAACUUGUACCUGCUCGGCCUGAGGAACAUAUGGCAGAUGAUCUUUCACAUUUCAGUCGCUUCGCUGGCCACUGUCCUCACCCUCACCCGCAAAGUCCAGGACAGAACCAAUGACUGUGGGGUGUGAGGAGCUCAGGAUACUUAACAGUGUGUUGCACCUCAUCCAGCUAUUUGUGUCUCCAGGUUACAGCACAGGUGAGAACAACAUGGAUGAAAAUGUGUUGAUCCAGUUUUGGUGAUGCCCUGCCCUUUAACAAAAACCUUCACAAACUUUGUGUCGUCAUAGAAAAUGACUUGUGUACUUGCACUUUGUGUGAACUGUUUUACUACACUGCACCAAACAGACACUGAAAUGCAGUUUUUUUUCUGGUUUCUUACAAAUAUCUGGUUAACCUUAAAGUAGCUCUGUAAAAUGAAGCAAAAAGGAGACUGGAAACUUCAGGAACAAAAAGGUGGAUCAAUCUCCGUCAGACCCGUCCUGUUCAAAAUGUUUGGGAAGAAGAUGCAGGAGUUUACUUUUUUUAUUUGUUGACCAAAGUUUUCUCACAGAAACAAUAGUUGUUGUUGAAGCUGGUUAUACUUCUGAUUUUAAAAUAAGAGCUCAGUAUUAUUUCUGCAACCAGGGGUCAUUGAUUAUCUUUGUAAUAAUCAGUUUACAAUGCUAAGUGGCGGUUCUUGAUUGUAACAUUUGAUUUAAUUUUACUUGAAAAAUAGGCAAUUAGAAAGAUAAUUAAAAACUCAAUUUGGCAUUGAGAUAUUUAAACUAUUUAGUU